Molecule: messenger RNA, 1911 nt
Organism: Penicillium griseofulvum
Lineage: Eukaryota; Fungi; Ascomycota; Eurotiomycetes; Eurotiales; Aspergillaceae
Product: CLPTM1 family protein
Exons: 3
Coding region: 1-1911 (636 amino acids)
Cellular component (GO): endomembrane system; membrane
Source: RefSeq, a predicted model, not a curated record
AUGUCGGAACAGAGGCCACGCAGAGAACAGGACCCCGGUUCAGGGUUCAAGGGUGCCCUUCAGGGUCUUGGAAUCUUCUUGUUGGCCCAAUUUGCCAUCAACCAGUACAUGGGAAAUAAGGACAAGACAGACUCCACCAGCGUGAAUUCUGGAGGCAUCCCCGCCUUUGCCGAUCGCCCCGAUCCUAGCGAAAUCGCUCAGCACAGUGCUCUCCCUGAAAUCAUCGCCCCGAUUUGGCCCUCCAACAGCUCUAUCGAUCUCAGCAUUUAUGUAACCCCAUCUAUCAUUGUGCCUAACUUCAAGUCACCGGAUAGUAUUCUUGUGCUGGACGAGAAGAACUUCACCCUUGGAAACUACAGUGACACUCGUGAAAUCGACACCACCAUCAAGGUCCCAAAGCAAGUUCAACAGAAUGGAACUCUCUGGGCUCACUUCUUUUUGGCUCGCACCGGACACCCGUUAGACCCCACCGCGAAGGACUACAACACCGCUGAUGCAGUCCACUUCCUCCGACCCCUGAAUCAGUACCUUCCUAAGAAGAAGGUCAAGAAGCUGAAGAAUCUCCUAUCGGGGCCCGAGGAUGAACAUGACCAGGAGGAAGAUAACACCCCGGAUGUUUCAACUAUGUCAUACUACCACCCCAACUUCACCCUGUCCAUGAUUCCAGACUCUGGAAUUGUGAAGAUGGCCCAGAUGAACCCUGCAGCUCGACAGUAUCUGCAGCUGGAGCGGACUGGUGCUCGCGACGCUACUGGAAAGAAUGGAUGGUACUACCCGAUCGCUUUCUUCAACACUUUCUGGCAACUGAAGAGCCACAUGACUGAGUUGAACUCCACUGUGGAAACUCUGCCGUUGCAUAUCACCCUCAACAACAUGGCGAACUGGAAGUUUAACAUCAUCAGCAGUGUUGAUGAAGGCUCCAAGCAAAGUUCUCGCCAGGCUGCCUAUGGCCAGCCUGUCCCCGGUGGUGGAGAUGGAACCGAGUGGGAGAUGGUGAAGGAGAUUCUUUUGGAUACGAACAUUUGGCUCCUCUGCACCACAGGCGUAGUCACUGUUUUGCAUAUGUUGUUUGAGACUUUAGCCUUCAAGAACGAUAUUGCUCACUGGCGUAAGAAGAAGGACGUUGUUGGCACUUCAGUUCGGACAAUCCUGGCGAACGUCUUCAUGCAGGCUGUUAUCUUCCUCUACCUCAUGGACAACAGCGAGAACACCUCUUGGAUGAUUCUGGGUAGUCAAGGAUUUGGUAUCCUUCUGGAAUUCUGGAAGAUCACCAAGACCGUCGACGUUCGCUUGCGCCCGCCGCCGGCUGGCUCUUGGUUAUCAUUCUUGCCCUAUGUGAUUGUCUUCGAAGAUAAGCACAAGCUUAGCGAGACCGAGGAAAAGACAAAGGAGUACGACGAAAUCGCCUUCCGCUACUUGUACAUCUUGGCUGUUCCCCUUCUGCUCGCAUACGCCGCGUACAGUCUGGUCUACAACACCCACAAAUCGUGGUACUCCUACGUCAUCCAGACCCUGGUAGGAAGUGUCUACGCCUACGGCUUCCUCAUGAUGGUCCCUAGUCUCUACAUCAACUACAGGUUGAAGUCGGUUGCCCACAUGCCCGGCAAGGCCUUGACCUACAAGUUCCUGAACACCUUCAUCGAUGAUCUCUUCGCCUUCACUGUUAAGAUGCCCUGGCUCCACCGCCUGGCAACCCUUCGGGACGACGUUAUCUUCUUCGUCUGGCUCUACCAGGGCUGGAAGUACAAGGUUGACUACAAGCGUGUCAACGAGUUCGGCCAGGGUGGUGAUAGUGACGAGGAGGAGGAGAAGAAGGAGCCUACUCCUGCCAUUGAAGGCAACAAGAAGGAGGAUGUGGCUACUCAAUCCUCUUCCCAGGCUACUUCCAAGUCUACCCGCAAGAGGAAAUGA